This is a messenger RNA of Armigeres subalbatus, 2933 nucleotides long. RefSeq lists its product as uncharacterized. Bases 519 to 2678 code for a protein of 719 amino acids. The record is from RefSeq and is a predicted model, not a curated record. NCBI's taxonomy places the organism in Eukaryota, Metazoa, Arthropoda, Insecta, Diptera, Culicidae. The transcript is spliced from 6 exons.
GCAAAUUUGGAUCCGCAUGUUGCGGUGCGGCGAUCAGUCGAAUUGUUCCGUUCGCUGAGGACACCGCAGUGCGCGUCCGAAUCGAACCGUGCGUGCGUUGUCACGUCGUGAAGAAUUCAUCAAUUUGCAGAAUGUAACCAUCGUAACCAACCAGAUGGUUACGAAUGUCAGUGUCAGUUUCCAAGAUGAUAUUUCUCUAAUAUACACUAAGGUCUCUUUCAUCGCGGCGGUUUCGGUACUGCAUAUGCGUACAGGUACCUUCGAUGUACCGCGUUGUGAUGAAAAUAUUCACAAAGUGGUGUUCCGCGGUCGGAAAAACAUUGUGACACGAAUGCCGUUGUUUUUGUUGUUGCCCGCAGUUGGAAGUGAUCGAUUUUUCAAAGAUGUUGAAUGUGGAACUUUUGAAUGCCUAGAUUGCGAAAUAUGCCUUUUGUGAAGAAGAAAUUUUCCUUAUGGUAGUGAUUUUUUGUUAAACUAAUUAUUGUUGGGGCGUCUAAAAAGAGUUAAACCGCGAGAACAUGGCAAACAGCCUGGUUCCACCGGAGAUUACGGCCGAGUGGACAGUGCAUGCGCAACUGACCUUGUCGCAUCAGGGCAGCAGUACCAGUUGUGAUAUAGCAAAAGCUGAGGGCGAACCUAAUCCAGAAUCCCAUCCAGCCAAUAUAAAUUCCGUUGGCGGUUCAGGUGCAGGUGAGUCAUCGACGUCCAGCCAAAGGCAACCUGUGAAGGUGAUCUAUAAAUUUAGUGCACCCCAUGGAACGGAUGGAGCUGCCGUCGGUGGUAAUUAUUCUCCGGCGGGUGACGGUGCGACAUCCAAGCAGGCUGAUUCAGCUAUUUUUACCACCACGGCUACUGGCCAGACUACGGCGUCGUCUGCGCAGAUUUUCGGCGAAGAAAUCACCAAAACAGUUCCAAACGGUCAGGAUACGCCGAAACCGACUAAACUGCUAGCCCCACCGCAAACUCUUACUACCGUCACAACGUCGCCUCUAUUUCCGAAAUGUACCAGUACCUGUAGUAUAGUGUUAACUGCUGAUCUUCUACCAACGGGUGUUGGAGGAGGCCACGAGCCGUUCAUCACUGUGCAGAAAAAUGUCUCCACCAAAGAUGUGUUCAACAAAACAACCGCCGAUAAGUGCACAUGCUUCCCGGAGAAGCCGUUCAAUGGAUCAAAGGUCUACGAUGCCAAGGAUGUUAGUUGCCAGACCAGUGACAUUGAGUUAUCGAAAGACAAGACUGUUCAAACCAGUAGAGAUGAUUUGCGAAGUUUGACGCGGAAAGCUGCCGAAGCGUUGUUAUCGCCGGUAACAACUCGUCGAGAAGAUAUAAUUUCCCCUCGCAAAUCCCCGAAUUUAUCGGCGGACAUUGUCUCCCCAAGCAACACACUCCAGUCGCAGCAUUCGAGCGUCAAGGAUGGCAAGAAGAAACCACGGACUGUGCAUAUCGAUGUGUACUGCACGGGAUCCGAUGCUGAAUCGUCUUCGUCGUCCGACGAUUCUUCGGUUCGAUCUGCUUCUUCGUCUUCCGCAUCGGGUAGUCGUUUCGAUACCAGCCAUUUAGCGGAACUAAAAGCCAAACCAAACCCGUCCCAUCCAACUGUUUUCGAGUCGGAAGAUAUGAAGCUUAGACACAAGAGAGCCGCAAAGCACGAGGUUCCUCGGCGGAUGGUUCAGCAGCAAGCUGUUGUUGAUCAAAGUACUUUAUCGACGGUAGGUAGUUUAAAGAAAACCGAAUCGCAGAACAGGAAAAGUGUGAAAAGAACCAAUACCAAAAAUGAGAUCAACGAAUCCAAGCAAAUGUUGUUCAACAAGGUUCUUGGUGAACCUAAAGCAGCUGAGACUUAUGCCAAUCUAGAGUACCUGGAGCGGGAUCCGAGUGAUGAUAACAUAAGUUCCAAUUAUCCUUUUUCCACACAUUCGACAAAAAGGGACGUAACGGGGAGUAGUUUAUCGAGCGCUUUGGCAUCAGCAGGUUUCGAUGAUAUUGGAGAUCUGGAUGAGUCGGCCAGUGGUAUCGCAAAUCUGAAUCGUAGCAGAACGAACGUCACACACUCGGACAGCUUCGAGUACGCCAACAGUGAGGAUCGUUAUCGAAUACAUCAGAUGGAACGAGUAUGGGGUGAUCAAACUUGGAAGUCCCCUUCAGUCGAACGUAAACUACUAGAGAUUCACAAUCCUAGGUAUCGCCGCCACAGCGAGUCCGACAAUAAUCUGUCUGAGUCGGACCACAGCUUCGUUUAUGACAGCCCAUCGCGACCGAAUGAAUCCGUUCACUCACAGAAUGAAUACAGCGAUUCGAGUCCUUCCACAGUGAAGAGCAACUCAAACCGGGCACCGUCGAAUGCUGGCGAUGUGUCCAAGCGAUUUCUUCAUCAAGCGUUAUUGACUGCGAACGGAACGGCAACGUUUCCUCCGAGAACGUUGUCUCCGGUGGAAGGUUAUACCAACGAGUACAUUGCACUGGCAAGAAGGUUCGGCAGUUUGAUCACCGGUAAACGGAAACCGGGUCUCCACAUGGGCCCGGUGAGAAACCCGGAAUGUCAGUGCGAACAUUGCCGGCGCUGGAUGCGGCAGAGAGACGGAAGCUUUCGUGAGCGGGCCAUGUCCGUCGAUGAUACACCGUACAACAUCGUGGACAUGAGAAAGAAGCUGCACUUCCGAAAACAUAUGGAUUUUUAGAACAAUUCAAGUUUGAUUAGCUACUGAAAUAGCGUCUUAGUGGAGUAAAAAAAACUCUUAUAUUUAAAAUGGAAAUAUGCGUUGAAGCUGCCUUGUAAAUAAUGCUUUUAGGAUUGCAUUUGUUCUUUUUUUCUUAUAAUCUUUUUGCAUACGAUUAAAUGGCAUUUAGUUAUAGUUAUAUCUAAUUUUAAUGGAAUAAAUUGCUCCUUGACAUUAGAAGAAUCAGAAUAAAUCUGAGAGAUAUCGAACAUUAAA